AAAAAAAAAAAAAAAAAAAAAAAAAAAGCUGCGAUGUCGACAAUCCGGUGGUUGACGUGUGGACGGGCUUGACGGGCAGGAGAUCAAGAGCGAUGGAUGACGGCAGAUCAAGUGGAAAUCUGCUAGCAGAGAUCCGAAGAUGAUCCAUUCCCCCACCAUUUGCCCGCAUCGCGGUGGGUGAGCGUGGUUCACCCCCAGACAGACACAACGACAUUGGAAUCCCAGUGUCAAACACCUCGUCCCUUCAGGAAAUCACGUCCGGCCCGUCUCAGCGCGGCAUUUCUGGCAGGCGUGAUGGCGUCAGACAAGCCAGAGUCAGAGCUCAUGAUUCGGGAAGAAGAGGGCGUCCACGUCGAAUUGACUUACGAUCACUUGGAUGUCGUUGCUUGCAUGAAUCGGGUCAAAAGCCCCAAGGCCGGCGCCGUCGUCAUGUUUGCAGGCACAACGCGCGACUCCUUUGCCGACAAGCCCGUCAAGCAACUGACCUACCAAUCGUAUGCACCCCUCGCGCUGCGCACGCUGCAGGACCUCGCUCGCAAGGUCAGAGCCACGCACGCCCUAACCGCCAUCUCGAUCACGCACCGCCUCGGCACCGUCCCCAUCGGUGAAGAGUCGAUUUUGAUUGCCGUGUCAGCGCCGCAUCGGCAAGCAGCGUGGCAUGGCGGCGAAGAGGCGCUCGAGCUGUGCAAGGAGCGCGCCGAGAUCUGGAAGCUCGAGGAGUUCGAGGGCGAGGAGGGCGUUUGGCGUGCGAAUAGGGACGGGCAGGUGGGCACUAAGGUGCAAGAGGGGGAGGGGAGGAGCACGGGGACUGCUGGGGCGGGUGGUAGUGAGGGAGGGAGGUGAAGGAGAGCAUCGGAGACGUGGAAAGUAGUGAUGAGAGUGGCGGAAGAGGGCGGAUACGGUUUUGUGGGGAUGGACUUGGAGCUCGCGGUAAAGCGGGUGUUGGGAGCGGGGAG
Molecule: messenger RNA, 956 nt
Organism: Aplosporella prunicola CBS 121167
Lineage: Eukaryota; Fungi; Ascomycota; Dothideomycetes; Botryosphaeriales; Aplosporellaceae
Exons: 2
Coding region: 295-843 (182 amino acids)
Biological process (GO): Mo-molybdopterin cofactor biosynthetic process
Cellular component (GO): cytosol
Molecular function (GO): molybdopterin synthase activity
Source: RefSeq, a predicted model, not a curated record